Molecule: messenger RNA, 3587 nt
Organism: Diachasma alloeum
Lineage: Eukaryota; Metazoa; Arthropoda; Insecta; Hymenoptera; Braconidae
Product: elongation of very long chain fatty acids protein 4
Exons: 7
Coding region: 241-1176 (311 amino acids)
Biological process (GO): fatty acid elongation, saturated fatty acid; fatty acid elongation, monounsaturated fatty acid; very long-chain fatty acid biosynthetic process
Cellular component (GO): endoplasmic reticulum membrane
Molecular function (GO): fatty acid elongase activity
Source: RefSeq, a predicted model, not a curated record
ACCACUGGACUGUCCCGUUCAGAGACGCUGGCACUUUCGUGGUAAGACGUCGUCGUCUCGGCCAUCCGACGACGCAUUUUCAAAUUUUUUUAUUGCCGUCAUCCCCCAGUCCAAUUGGAAAGUUACGAUCGUGCGGAGAGUCAUGUGUUUUUAGACAGAAUUGUGGAUUUUUUUUGGUUUUUGGGUUCAAACUGAAGACUUUCUUCUUGCUCAAUUUUUUUUUCAAUUUUAGUCGAGGUGAUGGCGGGCCUUAUUAAUUCUACGUCGACCUUCUUAGGUAGCGCAUAUGACUACUACCUCUGGACGCUGUCACUGGCAGACGACAGAACAAGAGGAUGGUUACUGGUAGAUUCCCCAACUCCAACCCUGCUCUACACGAUGGUUUAUCUAUUCAUAGUGUGGGCAGGGCCAAAAAUCAUGAGAAACAGAAAAGCAUUCAAACUGACGUGGCUCCUGGUACCAUACAAUUUCGCCAUGGCGGUCCUCAACGGGUACAUCGCAGUCCAGUUGUUUAUAGCAUCGACUAAAUUGAGGUACAGCUACGUGUGCCAGCCGAUAAGGAAUACGUGGAGGGCCGAGGAGCUUCAGAUUGCCAAUGCCGUCUGGUGGUACUACUUCAGCAAACUCCUAGAGUUCUGCGACACCUUCUUCUUCAUAUUGAGAAAGAAGGACAAUCAACUGAGCUUCCUCCACGUGUACCACCACUCCACAAUGUUUUCAUUGUGGUGGAUUGGAAUAAAAUGGGUUCCGAGUGGCUCAACGUUCUUGCCGGCCAUGGUCAACAGCUUUAUCCACGUGCUCAUGUACUCGUAUUAUGGUCUCGCUGCGUUUGGCCCAUCGGUCGCCAAGUACCUCUGGUGGAAGAAGUACUUGACUAUUCUUCAGCUCAUUCAAUUCACAAGUGCUUUGAUUCUUGGCGUCAAUGGAAUCAAGAAUGGAUGCGACUUUCCACUUUGGAUGCAGUAUGCUCUCGUCAUUUACAUGGUCUCUUUCAUUGUGCUGUUUGGCAAUUUCUAUGCCAAGGCCUAUAUUGCCAAGGGUAAGCAGGUGUACGCGAACCGACAAAGUGCAGCGCUGAAGAAAAAAAAAUUGGCUGACGAGCAGGCAACGACAAGCAAAGUGAAUGGACGACACAACGGUGUAUCCAAUGGCGUUACUUCGAAGAAGAUCCAGUGAAGAAAUAACGUAGUCAUUCUACCCAUUUUAUUCAUUUGUCAUCAAAAAAGCCUCAAACGAGUCAAGUGACUGAGGUAGCCCGUGGAGACGACACUUUUUCUUUAUGCUUAUUUCCUUUAUUUUUUGUCUCCGUUGUCUGUUGGCCACGAGGGCCCACCGCGCAAGUCAUCCUCGUUCCCAAUGAGUCUACAUUCGAGCCCAGCUCCAAUCAUUUCUGUUUUCCUUAUUUCCUUGUUUUUUCUCUUUCUCUUCGGUUCAGUUUUCUGUCACCCUGAAGUGAGAAAUAGAAUAAUAGGUUGCAACAAUUUGUGUAUAUAUUAUGUAGGUAGAGUAUCUGGGGGGGGGAGGGGGUAGGUCGAUGAGGGAAAAUUAGACAAACGUGGAGUCAAUUAUUUCUUGCUUCAUGGUGAUAUUUUUCUUGUUUUUAUGGAAUAAAGAAUAAAAGAAAUGAUUAAUUUAAGCAUCGCUCGGUGUGAGCGAGUUAGGGGGUGGUUGAAGAAUAAUUUAUUGUCUUAAAUUAAUGCUGAUUUGCGCAGAAAAAAUGAUACAACACAGUGAAAUCGAAUCCACUCGAGAACGUGGCGAGAGUCGAGUCUGUAUUUAUUGAAAAAGACGAAUACCUCGUAAUUCUUUUUUCAUAUCUACUCCAAAAUCAGGUGUUAAGGCGUUUGAGGACAAUGUGUGCUUCUCAUGUCUCACUGCCAUAGUCGAAUUUGCAGAAAUCCGUGAAUCAGAAUAGUUGAAAGAAAAUAUUUUGAGGAAUAUUUAGGAUAAAAUGCCACCAAUGUCUACGUGAUUCAUUAGCAAAUGCUGAAUUGACUCAUCAGAGCUCCAGUCUUACCCGAUUUUUCUACGAAACAAAUUAAUUGAAUAAUGGAGAAUAAAGAAUUCACGAAACGUGUACAAAUACCAGGGACUACAAUAUAAGAUUUUGCAAUGUUCGAUCGUGUAUUGAGUCGCAGUAGAAAAGGACAAUGUGGAUGGAAUUCCAGUAAUCUGCCAUUGAUGGGCACAAGUAAUACAACUAGAUCGUACAAAUUAGUUUCUUGUCAUGUUUUUGUUUCAUUCAGGUAGUCAUAAAAAUGAAUUGUUCAUUAGUUUUGAAAAUAAUCUCGGUCAAUUAACAGAAGAAAAAUGAAACAUUUCGAUUGAAUUACUGUCUUGUGUGCAUUACCACAUAUAUAUUUUUCCAAACUGAAAAUGCAAUCUUAGGCAAUAAAAUAUUGUUAUGUUUAUCAUUGCAGUUGUCAAAUGUACAUAAUUGUUGAAUAAUUUUUUGUGUCAGUCUCACUUUCUGAAUAUUACGACUGGCUGCUUUAGAUCCACCAGAUCCGGGAUCUUCUAUCUUCUCUUCUUCUUCUUCGGGGAUUCUAUUUCUUCGGUUUGAACGGGCAACGCUGAAUUGACUCCUCAGGAGCCCCAUCUUACCCGAUUUUUCUACGGAACAAAUUAAUUGAAUAAUGGAGAAUAAAGAAUUCACGAAACGUGAACAAAUACCAGAGACUACAAUAUAAGAUUUUCCAAUGUUCGAUCGUGUAUUGAGUCGCAGUAGAAAAGGACAAUGUGGAUGGAAUUCCAGUAAUCUGCCAUUGAUGGGCACAAGUAAUACAACUAGAUCGUACAAAUUAGUUUCUUGUCAUGUUUUUGUUUCAUUCAGGUAGUCAUAAAAAUGAAUUGUUCAUUAGUUUUGAAAAUAAUCUCGGUCAAUUAACAGAAGAAAAAUGAAACAUUUCGAUUGAAUUACUGUCUUGUGUGCAUUACCACAUAUAUAUUUUUCCAAACUGAAAAUGCAAUCUUAGGCAAUAAAAUAUUGUUAUGUUUAUCAUUGCAGUUGUCAAAUGUACAUAAUUGUUGAAUAAUUUUUUGUGUCAGUCUCACUUUCUGAAUAUUACGACUGGCUGCUUUAGAUCCACCAGAUCCGGGAUCUUCUAUCUUCUCUUCUUCUUCUUCGGGGAUUCUAUUUCUUCGGUUUGAACGUCCAACGCUGAAUUGACUCCUCAGGAGCCCCAUCUUACCCGAUUUUUCUACGGAACAAAUUAAUUGAAUAAUGGAGAAUAAAGAAUUCACUAAACGUGAACAAAUACCAGGGACUACAAUAUAAGAUUUUCCAAUGUUCGAUCGUGUAUUGAGUCGCAGUAGAAAAGGACAAUGUGGAUGGAAUUCUAGUAAUCUGCCAUUGAUGGGCACAAGUAAUACAACUAGAUCGUACAAAUUAGUUUCUUGUCAUGUUUGCUUUCAUCCAGGUAGUCAUAAAAAUGAAUUGUUCAUUAGUUCUGAAAAUAAUCUCGGUCAAUUAACAGAAGAAAAAUGAAUCAUUUCGAUUGAAUUACUGUCUUGUGUGCAUUACCACAUAUAUAUUUUUCCAAACUGAAAAUGCAAUCUUAGGCAAUAAAAUAUUGUUAUGUUUAUCA